Molecule: messenger RNA, 1773 nt
Organism: Triticum aestivum (bread wheat)
Lineage: Eukaryota; Viridiplantae; Streptophyta; Magnoliopsida; Poales; Poaceae
Product: cytochrome c oxidase subunit 2
Exons: 2
Coding region: 613-1395 (260 amino acids)
Biological process (GO): ATP synthesis coupled electron transport
Cellular component (GO): membrane
Molecular function (GO): cytochrome-c oxidase activity; copper ion binding
Source: RefSeq, a predicted model, not a curated record
AGAGGUUUUAGCACCGGCAUCUUUGGAUCAAAAGAUCAUUCCAUCCUAGAACCAACACGACGACUUCUCCUUGCCCGAUUUGAAAUGGUGAUGAAUAUGAAAUUAGGAAUAUAUAUGGACAGAUGAAUUAUGCGUCAUGGAAUCCGGAUCAUUAAAGAGGUAGUGUAGACAGUUGUCUAAGUGUGAUCUUCUUAUAUCCCCACGAACUGUUCAGCUUGAUAGACCCAAGGGGAAAUAGAAUCUCGAAAGGACCUUUCUUGUCCGUAGCCCCGUUGGAAUCGAGGGCUUGAUAUCUCAUUGGCAUGACUAAUUGAUGAGGCCGACUAAGUAGUACUCACGAGGUCCUUGAUUUCUUGUUAGUCUGUAUCUUUCUCUUUAAUAGUAUGGUAUCCAGGUUCACCUAUUUUUUUUCCGUUGUUGCUCUUCAGAAAACGCGUAUAGUAAGUAGUCUUCGUCGAUGGGACCUCCAGUGUAUGCGUUACGAGGCAACUAGCAUUUUGUCAUUAAAGUUCGUGAAAGAAUGUUUCGUUGGAAAAACCAACGCCGACGUCAAGAUCAGUCUCCUUUCCUUUCUCUUUUCGGGAGCAGAGCUGAAAAAGAUGGGAAAUUCCAAUGAUUCUUCGUUCAUUAUCAUGUCGAUUCCUCACAAUCGCUCUUUGUGAUGCUGCGGAACCAUGGCAAUUAGGAUCUCAAGACGCAGCAACACCUAUGAUGCAAGGAAUCAUUGACUUACAUCACGAUAUCUUUUUCUUCCUCAUUCUUAUUUUGGUUUUCGUAUCACGGAUGUUGGUUCGCGCUUUAUGGCAUUUCAACGAGCAAACUAAUCCAAUCCCACAAAGGAUUGUUCAUGGAACUACUAUCGAAAUUAUUCGGACCAUAUUUCCAAGUGUCAUUCUUUUGUUCAUUGCUAUACCAUCGUUUGCUCUGUUAUACUCAAUGGACGGGGUAUUAGUAGAUCCAGCCAUUACUAUCAAAGCUAUUGGACAUCAAUGGUAUCGGACUUAUGAGUAUUCGGACUAUAACAGUUCCGAUGAACAGUCACUCACUUUUGACAGUUAUACGAUUCCAGAAGAUGAUCCAGAAUUGGGUCAAUCACGUUUAUUAGAAGUUGACAAUAGAGUGGUUGUACCAGCCAAAACUCAUCUACGUAUGAUUGUAACACCCGCUGAUGUACCUCAUAGUUGGGCUGUACCUUCCUCAGGUGUCAAAUGUGAUGCUGUACCUGGUCGUUCAAAUCUUACCUCCAUCUCGGUACAACGAGAAGGAGUUUACUAUGGUCAGUGCAGUGAGAUUCGUGGAACUAAUCAUGCCUUUACGCCUAUCGUCGUAGAAGCAGUGACUUUGAAAGAUUAUGCGGAUUGGGUAUCCAAUCAAUUAAUCCUCCAAACCAACUAAACCGGGGAAGCUGAAGCGGAAAUGCAAUUCUCGGGUGAGGGAAGGGGGAAGCUCCAGGAAGGCUUCGCUCGCUCGCUCAAAAAGCUCUAACGCUCGUUUACGAGUGGAGUGCAUAAGCCCUUAUUGAAGUAGGGUGAGGCCUUACUACACGAGCUCGUAAGUCAAGCACGGAACGAGCCUUGUCUACGAAGCUUCGCUUCAUCAUCUUGCUUGCUUCUGGCGAAGCUUAACGCACUAUAACAUAGGCAUGCAUGAUGGUAUGGUAGGAAGACUCCUUUUAAGGCCGACCACUACAUAGGAGCGAUAGGAAGCCAAGCCGUCAAAAGGAAAGGCGAGCAGCCCUUAUUGCAAUAGCAAACGGCCUACUUAUAGCCCUAU